UGUACUAUUCAUCGUCAACAAAUAUCAAUAUAUACGAGGGCGGUGACGUGUUGUCGUCGCUUCCAGAUCCUUCUUUUAAUUCUCUGAAUUUUCUUAUUUGCCUAACAAUCUCUUUCGAGUCUCACCUACCACAACCUGAGUUAUGCUUUAGCUGUUCAUAAAACUCUCUCCAGAAAAAUUAUUGUUGUAUCCGCUGCUGUGUAUCUUCUUUCAUUAUUCUUUUGCCAAGGAGUCAAGGAAUUUAAAGAGAACAUUAUGGAGGAAUCAAAUGCAGCAAGGUAUUGGUGUCAUAUGUGCUCUCAAAUGGUCAAUCCUAUCAUGGAUGUGGAAAUCAAAUGCCCCUUUUGCCAAAGUGGAUUUGUUGAAGAAAUGAGAAACGCCACCAGUCGCAGCGACAUUCACAAUAUGCCAGAAGCUGAUUUUGAAUCUGAUCGGGCUCUCUCCCUUUGGGCACCCAUCUUGCUAGGCAUGAUGGGCAAUCCACGUCAUCCUCAAAGACUGAGGCAAAUAGAGAAUGAUGAUUUUGAUAAUGGUAAUCGCGAUGAUGUUGAUGGUGUAGCAGACCAUGGUGGAGAAACUGCUUAUGAUCAAGAGCUUGAGUCCAUCCUUCGCAGAAGGAGAAACUCAGCUACCAUUCUACAAUUGCUCCAAGGUAUAAGAGCUGGACUGGCAUCUGAAUCAUAUGAGAAUUCGGACAGCGAUAACCAUAACAGAGAAAGAGAGCGUGUAAUCUUGAUCAAUCCUUUAAAUCAGACUAUUAUUGUCCGAAAAACUUUGUUUUGA
Messenger RNA from Cajanus cajan (pigeon pea), 783 nucleotides. The record is from RefSeq and is a predicted model, not a curated record. Lineage: Eukaryota; Viridiplantae; Streptophyta; Magnoliopsida; Fabales; Fabaceae.